UGUUGUGCAGCACUGUCGAGGUUCUAGCUGCAGCGUUGGUACAGUGGUGUAAACGCACGGUAGACUGACUGACGACGUAACGUAAUGAAUGGCUUCGUUAUUGCCGGCAAUACCCACUGACUGGCGGCCGUCGUACGACGACAUUUGCUGCAGACGCGUCAGCACUGACGUCAGAGACUCCGGCCGCAGAUGGGGAGCCGACAAACGAGAGUACGGAGGAAUGGGCUUGGCCGCGGAUCAAGUGAUACAACGAGGGGGCGUGGCGAGUAGGAGCCACAGACACUAUGGAUCAGGCAUCCUCAAUCGUUCUGCACAGAUGCAGCCAUAUCAAAUCACAGACCUUCUUCUAAGUGACUCUCGCCCCUGUGACCAACUGCUGCCACCACCUCUCUUGACAAACCAGAUAAAUCAUCACAGGCAGUUGUGUGAAUACCCUGGCAACCACACGUACACGUCGCAUCGAUCCAAGUUUGUGGUGUUCCCACUGGCUGAUCAGUCCACAUCUUCAAAACUCUCCCCUCUCACUCGAGGAACAACUGAAGUUCUACAGCAGAUCCAUCAUCACCAGUUUUGUACCACAACCUACCAACAGACCUACACCAACCCUUGGACCCGCAGACUGGCCGAGCUUCAUUCAAAUCCAACUUCCAGAGCCGAGAUAAGCAGUGGGGUUACAGAUGAGGGAGACAAGAACAAGGGGGAGAGAUUCAAGGAGUGCUGUGAGGUGAAAAACGGGAAAAACGAUCCAAAACUAUGCCUUGAAGAGGGCUCAGAACAGCGCAGCCAAGAUGUCAGCACAGGAGAAAGUUAUCUGGACAUUUGUAAGGUGAAGCCAGGUGGGGUUGUCGAGGCUGGUGAGCGAAAUCAUGAUGACGGCGGAAGUUGGGACAAGGAAGUUGCUGUGAAGAAGAGGGUUCACUGGCAGGACAAGGAGGGAGAGAAUGAGGGAGAGGGAGAAUCUAGCAGGGACGAGUCUCCGGAACAAGCUGAGAGGGGUGAAGAGGAAGUGCAAGAGAAGGAAGUGGAGGCAGAGAGAGGGAGUGAGGGGAUGGAAGACACAUGCCACACAGAGAAAGAGCUGACAACAGGAAAAGAGCUGCUGGACGAGGAAGAGAAAGAAAGGCAGAAAGAGUCUGUUGCUACCAGCCUACCUCAACUGCCCAUACAUUUCCGAAGAGUUUCGUCGAAGUAUUGUCGGAAUCAGCUCUCCCCGAUUUGGCCGUGUUCCAUUCCAUACUACCUCACCCGUCCACAUUCCAUGCUGCAUCAGAGUCCCAUUCCAAGACCAACAGUGAAAUUUGCUGGUGAGGAAUCCAGCUAUAAUUAUAGCCAACACUGGGGUAUAAGAGUUUUAUCUACAUUGUGAAAAAUGCUCAGGAAAAGACACAAGACCAGUUGAAAAAUCUACAACUGAAGUAGAGCAGCUAUUUGAAGAAAAAAACAGCAGUGGUCUCGUGGAUGAUGUCAUUGUUGGUGAUAUCAUAGGGGAGAGUCCCCAACAGCUGCCGUCUCUACUCCCGGGAUCCAGAAUCCCACAGAGACUUGGUGUCAGAUUCAAGGCCCAGGCACACUCCAGGUACCACCAGCUGUACCCUGACAGGAUACCUGAUCUACGGGAUUCGCGAAUCGAGAGCAAGAAAUAUUUCUUCUUUGGCGUUCACUCGUCUGUGUUGAGAUGAUUGCAGCAUAACAAUAAUUAUUUCAUGAUCAUUACACAAUAAGCUCAUGAUACAAUUAACAUGUCUUUGUAGAGGGAAAAGAGAGCAAGUAUAUACAGGGGGUCCUAAAUAGCUACGGUGCAAGUGUUCAAAAACUAUGCAGUGAUCAAGCAACGAAAGUUUUUUCAGUAUCAAAGUUUAAAUCUUUGGUAUCACCACGAGUAUCAACAUACAUGCUAAACAUAUCCAAAUACGAUGGCUUGAGAACCUCUGCUAAAAACAAAAGUGGGUAGAUAACAAUAUUCCCUCGAAUAUUGCUCAAUUCUUUUUUAGCUUCAUUUACGUCAAAAUCUACAAGGCCUGGUAUAGAUACACGAUUUUUUAGAUCGUCAAAAUUCCAUACAUGAUCUGUGGGAGUUAUCCUACCACCAAAGACUCGCUCAAAGGUGAGAGUAUUUGCUAGGGCUACUUCCCCAAAACGUGGAUGAAGUUCUAACGGAUCUUCCACUUUUAAGUUUGUAGACAUAUUAUAACUUUCAUCAUCAAGCAAACCGAGGUGCUCCCUCAUUAGAUGGCAGCGAAGACUGUGGGAGAAUUUUCCAACAGGAAAUGAGUGACCUUUCAUUCUUCCAUCCAUAACUUGGACGUCUUCUAUCAUAACUGCUACUUCGGAAUCCCUACUUCCAAGCAUACUGCGAUCAUUGAUGUUAGCCGAUCCGAUUAUGGUGAUCUUGUCAUCGACAAUCAUUAAUUUACUAUGGACAUAAACAAUUUCUGUGACAGGCGUUUCAUUGAGGGUGUCAUGGGUGCGUAAUCCAUAUACACUGAAAAAGAGCGGUAUAUCUUCCUUGGGGAUAUUUUCUUUUUCUAACCUGCUGUAAAGUGAAUCUUCCCCAUUGUAAAGUGAUAAAUAAUUCCAGUAACUCACUGACCUUAAGUCUUUUCCACUUUUAGUGUCCCAUUCACCGGGAAAUUCUGGUUUUAAUGGCAUGAUGACAUAAAUAUGAAAAUCUUCACCAUUUCGAUAUGCACGGGCAAUCCUUUUAGCCAUUGCAGACAACAACUGGUUCUCUACUUUAAGGAAAACUCCGGAUUGAGACGAAAUAAAAAACUGGUUUUCUAUGUAAAUAGAAUGUUGGGCAUUUUCAAUCGCAUGAAGAUAUGCAUUGUAUAUAGAAGCUUCAUGAUUUUCAUCAGCCGACCAUCUGUCAACUGACCGAAGAACCUGGAUCCUUAGAUUGUUAGCACUAGGGAUCUUGAAUAGUAUAACUAAUAUCAGGAUACCUUUCAUCUUCAUCCAGGUCAUAAUGGUCAUCACGCUUAAUAGAUUUGUAUCGCUGUAUAAAAUGCUUACUCACGUCGCUAACUGGCUGUCCAGUAAAUGAGCAGCCAACGUCAUGCCACGGCAUUCUGGGGACAGUGCUUCUGUCUAUGUAGUCGUCAAUUGGGCGGUCUAGCUCAGUCCUACAACCCCCUUCAAAUGUGUUGCCAUAAUCCUUGCCCACCCAACGACAAAACUUGAUCCCUUCGUUCUCACUUAUAUCACACUGGUUUUUCUCAGCAACAGCACACGGAUGACAGGGAUAGUUAUCAGUUAGUUCGUGAUUAUGUGUGUCCCAACGACCAAAGCAAAGGUCAAUCCCCCCUACAAAUGCAACACUGCGAUCAACUACGACAAUUUUCUCGUGAUGACUCCACAAACUACUGCCUGAUAUUGGAUGACGGAUCAUUGCAUUUACAUCUGGAUGACGAAGAACCGUGAUGUUUUCAUGUGUGAAAAGCACCUGGGCAAACUCACUUCCAAGGUCCAUUCCGGCUAAUUUUUUUGAUUCCCAGUACAAAAGUAUAUAGAUUUUCUCAGCAGCAUCUUGUCCAGUCGCCAGCGCGAGCUGUCCA
Molecule: messenger RNA, 3554 nt
Organism: Geodia barretti
Lineage: Eukaryota; Metazoa; Porifera; Demospongiae; Tetractinellida; Geodiidae
Source: the annotation of a GenBank genome assembly